UUUCUUUAGCUCUCACGUUCUAUUAAUAGCCUUCCUUUUAUUUCUCAUUGCGCGCAGUACGUUUUAUUAAGAGUACUCUGCUUCAAUCAUUAGGCAGCAGUACUGUUGCAGCAGCAAAUUUCUAAGUUUUGUGGAAGUGCUUUUUGAUCUGAACCACAACAACGACGAUGAAUCCUGGUUAUGGAGCAUUAGCGUUUGUAUUUCUCACACUUUCAUGUCUGGUUUGUGGCAAUAACACCGCUGAUAUGAUGAUCAGCGGGAAGAGAUGGGCGGUUCUAGUCGCCGGUUCACGUGGUUAUGAAAAUUACAGACAUCAGGCCGAUGUAUGCCAUGCAUACCAGGUACUGAAGAAAGGAGGGUUAAGCGAUGAAAAUAUCGUGGUUUUCAUGUACGACGACAUUGCAUUCCACUCGAACAACCCGAGGCCUGGUGUCAUCAUCAACAAACCAAAUGGCGAUGACGUUUAUGAAGGAGUCCCCAAGGAUUAUACAGGACUUGAUGCUAAUGCGCAUAACUUUUAUGCUGUAAUUCUUGGAAACAAAAGUGCUGUUUCUGGAGGUAGUGGUAAGGUUGUGGAUAGCGAACCAAAUGACACUAUUUUCAUAUAUUUUAGCGACCAUGGCAGUCCUGGGGUACUCGGGAUGCCUACUGGAAGUAAUGUUUAUGCCAAAGAUCUUAUCGAUGUUUUGAAGAAGAAGCAUGCUGCAAAAACAUACAAAAGCUUGGUAUUUUACCUCGAAGCUUGUGAGUCCGGGAGUAUUUUCGAGGGCCUUCUUCCAAAAGAUAUAAACAUAUAUGCAACUACAGCAGCAAAUGCAGUCGAAAAUAGCUGGGGAACAUAUUGUCCUGGUGAACAUCCUAGUCCUCCUCGAGAAUAUGACACCUGUUUGGGAGACUUGUAUAGCAUUUCUUGGAUGGAGGAUUGUGACAAACAUGAUUUGCGCAAGGAAACUUUGGGUCAGCAAUAUCAAGUGGUUCGGAGGAGAACAGCAUCAGAAAAUGUAGGAUAUAGUUCUCAUGUAAUGCAAUAUGGAAGUGCAGGACUUAGUAAUGAUCCCCUCUUCUCAUACAUUGGUACAAAUCCUGCAAACGAUAACUAUACUUUUGCUGAAUAUGCCUCUUCACCACCAACUUUGCGGGUUGUUAGCCAACGUGAUGCAGAUCUUCUUCAUUUCUGGUACAGGUACCAUAAAGCACCCGCGGGCUCUCAUCAGAAGCUUGAAGCUCAAAAGCUACUGUUUGAUGAAAUUACCCACAGAAAACAUGUGGACUACACUAUAAAUCAAAUUGGGAAGCUUUUGUUUUCAGAUGGUAAUAGCUCAAUGGUGUUGGAAUCUGUUCGGCCAAUUGGGCAACCUCUUGUGGAUGACUGGGAUUGUUUGAAGAUGAUUGUAAGAACCUAUGAGAAAUAUUGCGGAUCAUUAUCAAAUUAUGGGAAGAAAUACACGCGAGUUUUUGCCAACAUGUGCAAUUUUGGGGUUACCUUGGAGCAAGUACUUUUGGCAUCGAUUCAAACUUGUUCUGUGCCACCCCCUGCUUAGAGUUUCUUUCAGAUCAUAAGAAAUGGAUGAGCCAUCUAUGCAUGAACUUAACUUGCAAUGCAUAUCCCUUAAUAUUAAAUAAGUUAAUGGAAUGGAUGCA
Juglans microcarpa x Juglans regia is the source of this 1641-nucleotide messenger RNA. Its product is annotated as vacuolar-processing enzyme-like. NCBI's taxonomy places the organism in Eukaryota, Viridiplantae, Streptophyta, Magnoliopsida, Fagales, Juglandaceae. The record is from RefSeq and is a predicted model, not a curated record. Gene Ontology annotation, molecular function: cysteine-type endopeptidase activity. The coding region runs from base 168 to 1541 and encodes 457 amino acids. The transcript is spliced from 10 exons. Gene Ontology annotation, biological process: vacuolar protein processing.